AUGACACAGGCAUGGGACCCUGCAGGGUUCUUGGCUCGGCGGAGGGACGUGAAUGAGGAUGACAACGAUGAAACUACUCGGUCAAGCCUUUUUGUUUACACCAACAGCAACAAUACUAGGGGCCCAUUUGAAGGUCCCAACUAUCACAUCGCCCCACGUUGGGUAUACAACCUCACCAGCCUCUGGAUGGUCUUUGUGGUCAUUGCAUCCAUCUUCACCAAUGGGCUGGUGCUGGUGGCAACCAUGAAGUUCAAGAAACUGCGUCACCCUCUGAACUGGAUCCUGGUGAACCUGGCUGUGGCUGACCUGGGGGAGACUGUCAUUGCUAGCACCAUCAGUGUCAUCAACCAGAUUUAUGGUUACUUCAUCCUGGGCCACCCGCUAUGUGUCCUAGAGGGCUACACCGUCUCUCUAUGUGGCAUCACAGGGCUCUGGUCCCUGGCCAUCAUUUCCUGGGAGAGGUGGGUGGUGGUGUGCAAGCCUUUUGGUAAUGUGAAGUUUGAUGCGAAGCUUGCCAUGGUCGGCAUCAUCUUCUCCUGGGUCUGGGCAGCUGUCUGGACUGCACCACCCCUCUUUGGCUGGAGCAGGUACUGGCCUCAUGGGCUAAAGACGUCCUGUGGUCCCGACGUGUUCAGUGGCAGCUCUGAUCCCGGAGUUCAGUCCUACAUGAUUGUCCUCAUGGCCACCUGCUGUAUCUUUCCUCUCAGCAUCAUCCUGCUCUGCUACGUCCAAGUGUGGCUGGCCAUCCGGGCAGUUGCUAAGCAACAGAAGGAAUCAGAGUCUACCCAGAAGGCUGAGAAGGAAGUGUCUCGCAUGGUGGUGGUGAUGAUCCUUGCUUACUGCUUUUGCUGGGGGCCCUAUACCUUGUUCGCAUGCUUUGCAGCAGCCAACCCUGGCUACUCCUUCCACCCUUUGACAGCAUCUCUUCCUGCUUAUUUUGCCAAGAGUGCAACUAUCUACAACCCCAUCAUAUAUGUCUUCAUGAACCGGCAGUUCCGAACCUGCAUCCUACAGCUUUUUGGGAAGAAGGUGGAUGAUGGCUCUGAAGUUUCUAGCACCUCUAAGACAGAGGUCUCUUCUGUCUCCUCUGUAGCGCCCGCAUAAACU
Molecule: messenger RNA, 1107 nt
Organism: Monodelphis domestica (gray short-tailed opossum)
Lineage: Eukaryota; Metazoa; Chordata; Mammalia; Didelphimorphia; Didelphidae
Gene: OPN1LW
Product: opsin 1 (cone pigments), long-wave-sensitive
Biological process (GO): G protein-coupled receptor signaling pathway; phototransduction; visual perception
Cellular component (GO): membrane
Molecular function (GO): G protein-coupled receptor activity
Source: RefSeq, marked provisional